AUGUCCAUUCAUGAAUACGUGGUAGAUACUCAAUCAUUCAAUGUACUUCAAUCUCUUGUCGCUGAUUAUGUUUUCAAUAGAGCAUUGUCAAAAAGUGAGCUUCUUGUUGACUUUAGUCAUGAACAUGGAGUUCGUGGAGAUUUUCAGUGCUUACGUCCUAGACAAAAUUUGAUGGAUGUUCAAAUGAUUUUGUACGAGAGUCCUCAUCCUUUUUUCGAUAGAACAACAUCUAUCGUGAGUAAGUACAUUAGCGAAUUGGAUGAUUGCGAGAAGCUAUUUAUUCCAAUGCAUGACGAUUGCCCUGGUCAUUGGUAUCUGUGCGUCAUUGACUUCAAACACUUUGAUAUCCAAAUUUUGGAUUCAUUACGAUCGAAGAGUCGGGACGAGUUCCGGUUUAAGAGUGUGAAAAAAGUGGUUGAAUUUUGUCAAACGUUCUUCAAACUGUAUGACAUAAGGAAAGAUGUCUUCCAAUUCUCCAUUGAUUGGGCUCCUUCGAUUCCGACCCAAGAUAAUGGGUGGGACUGUGGAGUGCAUGUCAUUAGACAUAUGCAGAGAUUCAAAAAUGGUGAUUCGAUGACGAGAUCCGACUUUUGUAAUUCUGUUAAAAUACGUCGAGAAAUAGCAUGUGAUUUAGUUUUACACGAGGGAAAUAGAGAAAAACAAACCAUUGUGGCUAUUGUUUGUACAAAGACGUCGACACGAGCAAUGAAAAAAUUAUUAUUAUGAUAUUUGUUAUUUUUCUAAUA
This is a messenger RNA of Vitis riparia (riverbank grape), 746 nucleotides long. RefSeq names its product putative ubiquitin-like-specific protease 1B. The record is from RefSeq and is a predicted model, not a curated record. The transcript is spliced from 6 exons. Gene Ontology annotation, biological process: proteolysis. Gene Ontology annotation, molecular function: cysteine-type peptidase activity. Lineage: Eukaryota; Viridiplantae; Streptophyta; Magnoliopsida; Vitales; Vitaceae. Bases 1 to 726 code for a protein of 241 amino acids.